GAUAAUAUCUAACGUCUCAGGUGUAUUCAUUUCCGAUCCAAUUGCAAAAUGCCUUCCACAUCAUCUGUCACCGAGGUCCAAGUCGAGACCUUUACGUUUCCGCCGUCAGUGAGGCCGCCUGGUUCAACCAAAUCUCAUUUUCUCGGUGGCGCAGGGGAAAGGGGUUUGGAGAUUCAAGGCAAGUUCAUCAAGUUCACGGCGAUCGGGGUGUACCUCGAAGACGUCGCCGUGCCGUCGCUCGCUGAUAGGUGGCGUGGCAAGACUGCCGUGGAGCUGACUGAAUCCGUUGAGUUCUUUAGAGACAUUGUUACAGGUCCCUUUGAGAAGUUCAUACGGGUGACAAUGAUCUUACCAUUAACGGGACAACAGUACUCAGAGAAGGUUACAGAGAACUGUGUGGCCAUUUGGAAAUCUCUUGGAAUUUACACCGAUGCAGAAGCCAAAGCCAUUGAGAAAUUCAUUGAAGUCUUCAAGGAUGAAACCUUCCCACCGGGCUCCUCUAUUCUCUUCACAGUAUCCUCUAAUGGAUCUUUAACCAUUGGGUUUUCUAAAGAUGGGACCAUCCCAGAAGUUGGGAGUACAGUGAUAGAAAACAAACUAUUGGCUGAGGCUGUUUUGGAGUCGAUAAUCGGAAAGCAUGGUGUCUCCCCUGCAGCAAAGCAGAGUUUGGCAGCAAGACUUCCAGAGUUGUUGAAAGAUGGGGACGAGAAGUUAGCUGGAAACGGAAAAGCCUAAUCUUAGUAGUUUUCAAAGGAAGUAAGAUUAAUCAUCUGAAUAAUUAAUUUGAGGAUAAGCGUGUCUACUAAUGUAUUGGAAGUGAAAAAUGCUAAGAAAAGAGAGAUGUUUUUUCUGCAUUUUGCUUGGUUUUUACGUUUUGGUAAAAACAUAAAUAAAAAAAAAAAUGGGGAAAGGAGAAAUCAGUUCGAGCUAAUCAGCCGCACAGAUUUUCCUU
Molecule: messenger RNA, 952 nt
Organism: Rubroshorea leprosula
Lineage: Eukaryota; Viridiplantae; Streptophyta; Magnoliopsida; Malvales; Dipterocarpaceae
Source: the annotation of a GenBank genome assembly